Molecule: messenger RNA, 2719 nt
Organism: Peromyscus leucopus (white-footed mouse)
Lineage: Eukaryota; Metazoa; Chordata; Mammalia; Rodentia; Cricetidae
Gene: F11r
Product: F11 receptor
Exons: 10
Coding region: 114-1013 (299 amino acids)
Biological process (GO): establishment of endothelial intestinal barrier; cell adhesion; regulation of membrane permeability
Cellular component (GO): bicellular tight junction
Source: RefSeq, a predicted model, not a curated record
AGAGAAAGGCGGGCAGGGCUCAACCUGGCGGCUGGAGUCCAGUCCCAGCGCGGUGGAUCGCGAAGCUGUUCCCAGCCGAGUGGCUCGCCCGUCGCGUCGGGAUUGAAACUGGAAUGGGCACCGAGGGGAAAGCAGCGAGGAAACUGUUGUUUCUCUUCACGUCUAUGAUCCUUGGCUCUCUGGUACAAGGCAAGGGUUCAGUGUACACCUCUCAACCCGACGUCCAAGUUGCUGAGGAUAACUCCGUCAAGUUGUCCUGCACCUACUCGGGCUUCUCCUCUCCCCGAGUGGAGUGGAAGUUCGUCCAAGGGGGCACUACCACGCUUGUUUGCUAUAACAGCCAGAUCACAGCUUCCUAUGCAGACCGCGUUACCUUCUCAUCCAAUGGCAUCACGUUCAGUUCGGUGACCCGGAAAGACACGGGAGAGUAUACUUGUAUGGUCUCUGAGGACGGCGGCCAGAACUAUGGGGAGGUCAGCGUCCGCCUCACUGUGCUUGUGCCUCCAUCCAAGCCGACGGUCAAUAUCCCCUCCUCUCUCACCAUUGGGAACAGGGCAGUGCUGACCUGCUCCGAACAAGACGGUUCCCCGCCUUCUGAGUAUUCCUGGUUCAGGGAUGGGAUAGAUAUGCUUACAGAUGCCAAGAAAACCCGUGCCUUCAUCAAUUCUUCCUACACCGUUGAUCCAAAGACAGGGGACCUGGUCUUUGAUCCCGUGACAGCCUUCGAUAGUGGUGAAUACUACUGCCAAGCUCAGAAUGGGUUUGGGACGGCCAUGAGGUCAGAGGCUGUACACAUGGAUGCUGUGGAGCUGAAUGUGGGGGGCAUCGUGGCCGCUGUCCUGGUAACAUUGAUUCUCCUUGGAGUCUUGAUUUUUGGCAUCUGGUUUGCUUAUAGCAGAGGAUACUUUGAAAGAACAAAGAAAGGGACUGCACCAGGUAAAAAGGUGAUUUACAGCCAGCCGAGUGCUCGAAGUGAGGGGGAAUUCAAACAGACCUCAUCAUUCCUGGUGUGACCUGCUGCAGCUCAUCUGUUCUCUUGCCUUACUCAGGUGCUACAGGUUCCAGCCCCCCUGCUGGCUGUAGCUGCACAGGAUGCCUUCAAUGUCUUCUAGGUCCCACAGGACCCCUUGCUUUUAUUUUAGCUAGGAUAUGAUUUCAAUAACAUCAGCUAUUUCUCCCUCCCCUUUCCUGCCCUCCACCACUGGGUGGCCUGAGACUAGUUACAAAGUUUCAUUUCCCAUUUUUACGGGAUCGGACAAGAGUCCUAGACUAGACAGCCAAGAUGACUGGACUGACAGGAACCUGAAACCAGUACUUGGCUGUAAUGGCCUUUGAAUAAGGACUUAAAGCCUAAUUCACUAGCUUUCUCCUUUCCUGAUGAGGAUGGGUGCCAGCUGCUCUAGAGUAGGGGGGACUGGAGAGAGGAGGGGCUGAAAUGUUUGGUGGUGACCUCAGCUCUUUGGUCUCUGGAGCCUUCUAUCCCCACAAAAUGUGCCACUGGGAUUCUCCUGGAUACAAGCAAACUGACACCAUGUCUGUACGAGGAGGGAGAGCUUAGUAAUCUCCCAAGAGACUUGGAGUAAGAAAGAUUUAAACUACUGAUCUAAAGAAAAGGCUGGGACUAGUAGCUGUCAGUCACUCUUCCCUUGGCUGGAACAACUGCACAGACCCUUGUAAAAUGUGUGUGGGCUGUGGAGAUGGCAUACAUUAUAGUCUUGGCUCUUUGGUGGGCUGGGCUCUGUGUGUGUGUGUGUCUGUGUGUGUGUGUGUGUGUGUGUGUGUGUGUGUGUGUGUGAGAGAGAGAGAGAGAGAGAGAGAGAGAGAGAGAGAGAGAGAUGUACUGAAUGGUUCUUAUACGGAAGGGCUUCCUAGCUUUUUGGCAAGGUUGUGUUUCUGUUUGUUUAUAUUAGACAGAUGUUGCUGGAAAUAAAAAUUUGGUUUGUCAAACUUGUUUUUGUUGGAAGUAGGGGAAUGAGAUCUUUAAGGGACUCUGGGCUCCUUUGUAUAAACAGGAAAAUACCUGAAAGUUCUGCUUCCCAGUAACCUGUGGCUGGCCCCAGGACUAUUUUCUUAGCUCAAGGCAACACUUCAGGACAUCAGAACGGAGUCCCGUGGCCGCCUACUGCUGGGGUGAAGCUGGGGCUGUGCUGGGAGGAAGUGGGUGGGUUCUGCUUGGCCAUUUGGUCAAGUGGAGGAAGAGAGUGCCCAUCCACUGUCCUGUCCGGUGUGCAUAAUGGACACCCCUAAGGCUUCUAAGGGGGAGUUCUCUGAUCAUUUGAAGAACCACUGUAAUGUUUGAGACAGCAAGGAUUAGCAAGAAAGGUCUGGUGGUCAUUGCUUUCUUCCCUUUGAGCCUUUGAAAACUUAAGCACUCACUAAGGGUCUUUCACCAAUAAAGAGUUUUCCAGAGGAAAUAAGAUCCAAUUGAACAAUAAAAGAAAGAUUUGAAAUAGUUCAGUAAACAUAAGACGUUUUCAAGUAUGUUUCAGUUUGUUGUCAUGGUUGGGGAUAGGAUGGGGGGAGGGUAAGGGUAGAUUCAUUGCCCCUUCACCCUGUGAGAUAGAUAACUUCCCCAGGGGCUUUUGAUGAGUAUGAAUCAAGUUGAACAGUUUUGGAGUUCACCUCUCCAGGUUACAGCAUCCCUUGGAAAUUCCAUCUCUACUUUCAUUUUACAAUGUCAAAACUAAUCUUUGUAAUAAAUGUUUACUUUUCACAUUGA